Ficedula albicollis (Collared flycatcher) is the source of this 1319-nucleotide messenger RNA. RefSeq names its product ovalbumin-like. NCBI's taxonomy places the organism in Eukaryota, Metazoa, Chordata, Aves, Passeriformes, Muscicapidae. Gene Ontology annotation, molecular function: serine-type endopeptidase inhibitor activity. Gene Ontology annotation, biological process: negative regulation of endopeptidase activity. The record is from RefSeq and is a predicted model, not a curated record. The coding region runs from base 47 to 1207 and encodes 386 amino acids. The transcript is spliced from 8 exons.
CUGUAUUGUCUUUGGUGCUGAAACUUGAAGGCAAUACUGUUGCACAAUGGGCUCCAUUGGUCCAGUGAGCACAGAAGUUUGCUGUGACAUAUUCAGGGAGCUGAGAAGCCAGAGUGUCCAGGAGAAUGUCUGCUACUCCCCUCUGCUCAUCAUUUCAACCCUCUCCAUGGUCUACAUAGGCGCAAAAGAUAACACCAAGGCUCAGAUAGAAAAGGCUAUCCACUUUGAUAAAAUCCCAGGAUUUGGAGAGAGUGCUGAAACUCAGUGCGGCACAUCUGGGAGCAUCCACGCUUCACUUAAGGACAUCUUCACCCAAAUCACCAAACCAAGUGACAAUUAUUCAAUCAGCAUUGCCAGAAGACUUUAUGCGGAAGAGAAAUACCCAAUUCUGCCAGAAUACAUACAAUGUGUAAAGGAACUGUACAAGGGAGGUUUGGAAUCUAUCAGCUUUCAAACAGCUGCAGAAAAAUCCAGAGAGCUCAUAAAUUCCUGGGUUGAAAGUCAGACAAAUGGGACGAUCAGAAAUAUCCUUCGACCAAGCUCUGUCAGUUCACAAACUGACAUGGUCCUGGUCAGCGCCAUCUACUUCAAAGGACUGUGGGAGAAAGCAUUCAAGCAAGAAGACACCCAGACAGUUCCUUUCAGAAUUACUGAGCAAGAAAGCAAACCUGUGCAGAUGAUGUCUCAGAUUGGUACAUUUAAAGUGGCAGAGAUCCCUUCUGAGAAAUGUAGGAUCCUGGAGCUUCCAUACGCCAGUGGACGGCUGAGCCUGUGGGUGCUGUUGCCUGAUGACAUCUCUGGCCUGGAGCAGCUUGAGACUGCAAUCACCCCUGAAAAUCUCAAGGAGUGGACCAGUUCUCGUAAAAUGGAAGAGAGGAAAAUUAAAGUUUAUCUCCCCCGCAUGAAGAUUGAGGAGAAAUAUAACCUCACAUCUGUCUUAAAAUCCUUGGGUAUCACCGACCUGUUCAGUUCAUCAGCCAAUCUCUCUGGCAUCUCCUCAGCAGAGAGCCUGAAGGUGUCUGGAGCAUUCCAUGAGGCAUUUGUGGAGAUCUAUGAAGCGGGCAGUAAGGCUGCAAGCUCAUCAGAAGCUGGGGUAGAUGACACAAGUGUCUCUGAAGAGAUUAGGGCUGACCACCCUUUCCUCUUCUUGAUCAAGCACAACCCAAGUGACAGCAUCUUGUUCUUUGGCAGAUGCUUUUUCCCUUAAAGAGAGGAAAGCUGAAAGAGCUUCUGUCCCUCACAGCAAGACCCAAAGUGCUGCAGUAUCGAGGGUAAAAAGAAACACAAACUUUCUGUUUUAUCCAUAUUUUCUAAAACCA